AUGACCGGGACGUCGACGUACUUGCUGCUAACUUUGCGAGGUCUGGAAUGUCUCGUGGAAAGCGAGAUCCGCUCCAAGCUCGAGGUCGAACGUCUCGAAAUCUGCAGUGUGCAGGAAAAUGCUCGUCCACCGUAUAUGCAGGUGAUGCAGGGCCAAGCUGCCGUGGGCAAGAUCAUCCUCCAGACGCAGUCGACAGCUGCCGAAGUUCAGAAACUGCAGUCAGUGCAGGCGACGCUCGCUCUGCUCACCAAAAGUGACGACAUUGACACGGAGAGCGAAGCUGGCGUGGAGCAGAUUGGGCACCUGCUUAUGACGUCGGAUUGGGACGCAGCAAUGAAGUUGUGGAAGGCCCAUGUAGGACUUUCGGGAGCCGACAGUGCCAUUACAUUCAGAGGCUCUUGUGUACGGGAUGGCAAGCACGCGUACAAUUCGCAAACCGUUGCGGGUGAAGUCGGGGCGCUCGUGGUGGAGAAGUUCGGGUGGGGCGUGGACUUGACCGCGUUCGACCUCGAAGUCGUUGUUGUCCUCUUCCACAAGUUUAUGGUGGCUGGCCUCGUCUUGGCUGAUCCUCGCAAGGUGCAGUUCCGUAAUCGGUUAGCAAACGAAACGCGCAGUGCGCUAGCAGAUUCGAACUGUGUCUCCACGCUGCGUCCAAGUACGGCCUAUCUCAUGUUGCAGCUUACAGGGCACAAGUAUGGCGAUGUGGUGCUGGAUUCCAUGUGCGGGGUCGGCACGCUUCCAAUCUGUGCGGCCGACUUUACGAACGACAGAGUCUACGCUCUUGGAGGCGAGCUGGAUGAGUUGCCACUGGGGAAGGCUGGUCAGAACGCACGCACGCGAGCACGUCCUGUAGAUAUUGCGCGCUGGGAUAGCACGCGACUGCCUCUUCGAAGUCACAGCAUUGACAGGGUUUUGAUUGACAUGCCGUUCGGUGUUCUCUGCGGCAAUCAUCGCCGGAACAACAGGAUGUAUCCGAAAGUCUUCAAAGAGCUUUUCCGUGUUCUCCGGUCUGAUGGUCGAGCAGUGCUGCUGGUCAUGUCCAAGAAGCUUUUCAAAGGUGCUAUCAAGGAUCUGCCGUUUCGUGUCGUAGCUGAGCACAUGGUUAGUAUUGGAGGUCUGGGCGGUGGCAUUUACGUUCUCGAGCCCGACACGUCCGAGGCAUCUCAAGUGACUGAGUUGAGGACGAACUUGUUGAGUCCACAAGUAGCCAGGAACGUAGUGUCAGAGGUGGUUGAUUUUGCUUAA
Molecule: messenger RNA, 1245 nt
Organism: Peronospora matthiolae
Lineage: Eukaryota; Oomycota; Peronosporomycetes; Peronosporales; Peronosporaceae
Source: the annotation of a GenBank genome assembly